UGAGAAACUCAAUUUCCAACAUAAAAUAAAACACGUUCAAUGUUUCUUCUUCCCCAAUUCCACAGAACAAAAAAAAUUAGGGUUCUUCUCUUUUUUCCCCUACGAUCUCCCAAGAGAACGGGCAGAUGACAGCGCCGGCGGUGCUUGUGACGGCGAAGAGAGGCAGCGGCGGCGGCUGCUUGCGACGGCGAAGAGGGGCAGCGGCGGCGGCUACUUGCGACGACGAAGAGGGGCAGCGGCGGCGGCUAAGAGAGGUAGCGGCGAUUCUGAUCGUUUCUGAUCGGUUUCUGAUCGGUUUCUGAUCGGUUGGUUUCUGAUUGGACUUUGAUCGGAUUCUGAUUCCGAUUUCACACUGUCAGAGCUUGAGGAGUGGAGACUUGAUUGGAGCGGGUAAGUGUCGUGGCAGCUUGUAUCGAAGGAAAGUAAUCUAAUAAUUGCAAAUUCCAGUUUGUAAGUUAUAUAUAAUAGUAACAAGUUUUUUUUUGCUGUUGUAUAUUGUUUUGUUGUUGUGAAAUCUUUUGUAAAUGGUUAAAAUUAAGUGACCUAUAUGAAAUAGAUAAGAACUUUGUUCUUAUUUAGUAAUUAUUCUUUUCGAAUUAAGCAUCAAGUAAACAUGUAUAAGGCUAAAUAAUACUCCGUAACCAAUUUCAUAACUGCUACAGUUGUCUGUUUGUCAAAUAUGUAAAAGACACAUGCAUUUAGUCCUCAUAGUGAUAUCAUCAAAAGAAAAAUGUGUUACAAUUUCAAAAUUCAAAAGGUCUUCGUUGUUUUAGAAGUCAUGUCAAAAUAGAAAAAAAAAAUGUGGGUAAGCCUCCAGUCAUUUUAAAAUGUUAAUAUUGUAAUGACAUAUAUUAUUAACAAAGGGAUUGGAAAAUAACUUGCAUCUAGCGUUCACAUGCUUAUUGACUUAUCAGAAAUCCUAUGGAAAUUUCGUCUGUAGAAGAAGUUAAAUAUGUAAUUAAAUACUCAUUAAGAGGUUAAUGUGUAAUUUAAUUUUCUAUAAGUAACAUUUAUUUUGGGUUAGUAGCUAAGCAAGUCUUGAGUUUUACAGACUUCAAUACUAGACCUUAUUCCUCAGCUCUUUAAGCAAGUCUUGAGUUUUACAGACUUCAAUACUAGACCUUAUUCCUCAGCUCUUUGUUUCUUUCGUUCAUAUAUUUUUACUUACUUUUUUCUGGUAAACUUUUAUCUUAGUUCCUUCAUGUCCGGCUCCGUUGUAGCAGUCUUACUCUUUUCUUGUUAUAAUCUUUUGUAUGCCCCUUCACUUGCAACUGCUACACCAACAAGUGUAGCAGCAUCUGCUCUUUUGAAAUGGAAAGCCAGCCUUGAUAAACAAAGCCAAUCAGUUCUUUCAUCAUGGGUUGGAAGCAACCCAUGCCAUAACAACUGGACCGGAAUCGGUUGCAGUAACGCUACUACAGCUGCAGAAAGUGUUGUAACAAGCAUCAUAAUUCAAAAUGUAAACUUAACAGGUACACUUGAUGAUCUUGAUACAUGGUCACUACGAAAUAUUGAAACUUUUAAUCUUUCAUAUAACUCGCUCUAUGGCCACAUUCCUUCCAGUAUUGGGAACAUGUCUAAUCUCAGAAAUUUAUACCUGGACAAUAAUAACUUCUCAGGGUUGAUACCAUCGGAGAUAGGAAAUCUAGGAUCUUUAAGAGAGCUUACUUUGACCAGUAACAGUCUUACCGGUCAUAUCCCAUAUAGCAUAGGUAACCUCACGAAUUUAACUCGACUUCAUUUGUUUAGUAACCGUCUUAUUGGUCAUAUCCCAAAUAGCAUAGGUAACCUCAAGAAGCUAAUUUUCAUUGCCAUACAUGACAAUGACUUUGAGGGGCCAAUCCCUCCAGAAAUUGGGACACUGAGUUUCCUAAAAAGCAUUGACGUUUCUCAGAAUCAUCUUACUGGAGUCAUUCCUUCUUCAAUAGGAAAUUUAACCUCUCUCUUAUACCUUUAUCUGUAUAGUAAUGAACUUUCUGGGUCCAUUCCAUCUGAACUUGCUGCUGCUCGGGAUCUCAUAGAUCUUGAAAUUGACAAGAACCAUAUCACAGGUACCAUUCCAGUUACCCUCCAAAACUUCAGUAGGCUAGGAAGGAUGUACCUUAGUCAUAACAACAUAUCUGGGUCGAUUCCAAAUUAUUUUGCCAAUUACACUCAGCUUGCAGAGUUGCUCUUAGAUGAUAACAAAUUCAGUGGCUUCAUACCACCUGAGUUAGGAAAGAGAACAGCUCUUGUUGCAAUGAACUUGUUCAUGAAUAAUCUUGUAGGUUCCAUUCCUCAAGAUAUGAAUCUAACAAACAUGAUAAAAUUCUCCGUGUCUAACAACAAGCUCUCUGGUCCUUUACCAGACAAUAUAUGUGUCUCAGGCUUUCUUAAUCAUUUCACUGUGAGCAACAAUCUCUUCUCCGGCCAUGUACCAAAGAGCUUAAAAAACUGUAGUAGCUUAGUCAGAGUCCGGCUUGAAAAUAACCAAUUGACCGGAAACAUCUCUGAAGAUUUUGGGAUAUACCCGGAGUUGGUUUAUAUGGACUUGAGUUCCAAUAAGUUCUAUGGCGAGGUGUCUAGCAACUGGGGGUCCUGUACUAAUUUAACUAGCUUAAAGAUAUCCAACAACAAUUUGUCUGGAAUAAUAUCUUCAGAGGUAGGAGACGCAACAAAAUUAGUGGUGCUUAGUCUCUCAUCAAAUCACAUAGUUGGUGAAAUUCCAACAACCUUUAAAAACUUAAGCUCACUGAUGAAGUUGAACUUAGACGACAAUAAGCUGUCAGGUACAAUUCCUUCAAAUUUGGGAGAUCUGCACAACUUGGAAGAACUUAACUUAGCACAAAAUUCUCUCACCGGCCCAAUCAAUGAAAAUUUAGGAGACUGCUUAAAGUUAAGGAGCUUGAACUUAAGCAAUAAUAUAUUUGAAGGAAUUAUUCCUAUUGGUAUUUCCAAGUUGGAAAAGUUAGAAUCUCUUGACCUCUCUCACAAUAAUUUGACUGGAGGUAUACCACCACAGCUUGGGGGUUUGACAGUUGUACAAUUGUUGAACCUCUCUCACAAUAACCUCACAGGCUCUAUUCCUUUAAGUUUCACUGCAAUGUUAGGUUUAACCACAGUCGAUGUAUCUUUCAAUCAGUUAGAGGGCCCACUUCCAAAGAUGCGAGCAUUUGAUGAUGCUCCAAUGGAGGCACUUGGACAUAACAAAGGGUUGUGUGGAAAUAACACAGGAUUAGCCUGUCCCAUCCAGCGUGGAAACCAAAGUGAUCAAAAGAAGGCUUCGGUUGUGAUUCUGGUUGUGAUUCUGAUCAUACUUCCUACAUUGGGAUUUAUGUUGCUUGUGGUUUUUAUUGUUUUCACAUAUUGCUACCUCCAUAAACGAAACCUAAAUGCAACCAUUAGGCCACAGGAAACUAAAGCAAGACCUUUUACCAUUUGGAGCUAUGAUGGGAAAAUGGUGUAUGAGAAAAUGAUUGAAGCCUUGGAGGACUUUGACUCGAAGCAUGUUGUUGGAAUUGGUGGAUACGGAACUGUUUACAAAGCAGAAUUGUCAUCUGAAGUUUUUGCGGUGAAAAAAAUUCACGCACCAGAAGAUGGUGAGGUGCAAAAUCUCAAGAGUUUUGAAAAUGAAAUCCGAGCUUUGACGGAAAUACGUCACCAGAACAUAGUCAAACUCUACGGAUUCUGUUCACAUUCACGUCACUCAUUUUUGGUGUAUGAGUUCUUGUCCGGAGGGAGCUUAAGGGACGUACUGAAUCACAUGGAACAAGCUGUUGAAUUUGACUGGAAGAAAAGGGUGAAUACUGUUAAAAGUAUUGCAAAGGCCUUAUCAUAUAUGCACCAUGAUUGUUCACAACCAAUCAUCCAUAGGGACUUAUCAAGCAACAAUAUUUUAUUCGAUUCCGAUUGGGUUGCUCAUGUGUCUGAUUUCGGCACUGCCAGGCUAUUAAAACCAGACUCGUCAAACUGGACUUCUUUUGCCGGGACGCUUGGUUACAUUGCUCCAGAACUUGCAUACACGAUGGAAGUGAAUGAGAAGUGUGAUGUUUACAGCUUUGGGGUACUAACACUAGAAGUUAUAAUAGGUCAGCAUCCCGGAGAUCUCCUCACAAUGUUACAAGACACAAAAGGCAUAUCUCAUACUGAUCUUCUGGACCAACGCCUUCCUCCGCCUGUGCAACAAGUUGCUCAGCAAGUGGAACAACUUGUUGAGGUUGCAAUCUCAUGCGUGCAGAAGAACCCUCAGUAUAGGCCAUCGAUGAAGGAUAUUACUCUGGACCUCUCAGUAGAGACGCGUGCAGCCAAAAGGAACAAGAUCUCUACCUGAACCUUGGAGAGGAAUCUUUGCUUCAAAUCUUUAUUACUACCUACUUAAUGUUAUAUAAUAUGUUUAUUUUCACAUUAUAAAUUACCUUACAUAAUUUGUUGUUGUUCUAUAUUUUUUAUUCAUAUGACAAGAUAUAUAAUAAAGUUCAAGAACAGUAAGUA
Molecule: messenger RNA, 4470 nt
Organism: Helianthus annuus (common sunflower)
Lineage: Eukaryota; Viridiplantae; Streptophyta; Magnoliopsida; Asterales; Asteraceae
Product: probable leucine-rich repeat receptor-like protein kinase At1g35710
Exons: 3
Coding region: 1202-4309 (1035 amino acids)
Biological process (GO): protein phosphorylation
Molecular function (GO): protein binding; protein kinase activity; ATP binding
Source: RefSeq, a predicted model, not a curated record